Molecule: messenger RNA, 1451 nt
Organism: Pteronotus mesoamericanus
Lineage: Eukaryota; Metazoa; Chordata; Mammalia; Chiroptera; Mormoopidae
Gene: CCDC102B
Product: coiled-coil domain containing 102B
Exons: 7
Coding region: 86-1417 (443 amino acids)
Source: RefSeq, a predicted model, not a curated record
UCACUUAAGAGAAGGAGAAGUGGAUGUUUCAUGGGAGGAAGGCAACCCAUCAAAAAGAAGGUGGUUGUGGCCUGAGAAGGUAAAUAUGAAUUUAGAUUCCAUUUAUCGGUUAAUCGAGGAAACACAAAUCUUCCGGAUGCAGCCAUCAUCGGUUACACCACCUAGGGACAUGGUGGCACCUGCCUCGGCACCCCGGGGCACCUGCGAUUCCUGCUUGCCCCUCAGGGGUCCCCAGCCUCCUGCCGCCCCCCACUUCUGGGCUCCCUCAGGCCACCCGGGCGAGUGGGACAUUUGUGAGGAGCUCCGCCUGCGGGAACUGGAAGAGGCCAAGGCCAGGGCCGCUCAGAUGGAGAAGACCAUGCGGUGGUGGUCGGACUGUACCGCCAACUGGAGGGAGAAGUGGAGCAAAGUGCGCGCCGAGAGGAACAGCGCCCGGGAGGAAGGGCGGCAGCUGCGCAUGAAGCUGGAGAUGACUGUGAAGGAACUGAGCGCCCUGAAGAAGCGACAAAGCUCGCCGCACCCGAAGGAGGCGUCGGACGCGCGCGCCACCCAGCACCAGACGCGCCCUAGUUUCAUAGAAGUGUCCUGCGUACAAAGGGACCAAUUUCGGAUUGGCUUGCCAACGUGCAAGUCCACCAGGGAGUGUUUGGUAAAAGGAGAAUUUCUGCCAAAGGAGAACACCGGUAGUAUGGAAGAAGGUUUGGUUCUGGACCCGUUAAGACCAAAUGAGGAGAUGAAGCUCCCUCUGGACUGUCCUGACUCAUUCAAGAACGGUGGCUCCGCAAGUGGGGCCAUAGUACCUGGACUAAGACACCCGGUGGUAACUCGGCCCCUGGAGAACGAAGUGCCUGAAAUUUCAGCUUUGCAGGUGCAUUUGGAUGAGUUCCAAAAAAUCUCAAGGAAAGAAAGAGAAAUGCACUCCUCUCUGGAAAAAGAAAUAGGACGCCUGGAGUCUGCUGUGUCUUUAUGGAAACGGAAGUAUGAAGAGCUGAAAGAAUCAAUGUUCAAAAAUAGAAGCGAGUUUACCAGUCUUCAUGGUCAACGGAAAAAUGAAAUGGAAGAACUAUCAGGAGAUAUGAAGGAAAGGUCAAAAUCUCAAGAGAGCCAGGAUAGAGUGAUGUAUGAGUUCCAAGCAGAGGAACUGUUGGACCUUCAACAUGCCUACCAGACACUCAGCAGACAAUACCAGGCGAAAAUAGCAGAGCUGACUCGUGCAAACCACCGUGCGGACCAGAAUGCAGCCGAAGGAAAGAAACUGAAAUGUCAAGUGGAAGAACUAAGAGAGAGACUCAACCAGAAAGAAGAUAAGCUCGAUGAUGCCCUAAAUCAGAUCCGUAAGCUCCAGAGGUUGCUGGAUGACCAGAAAGAAGCAAAUGAAAACUUGGAAACAGAACUCAAGCACUUACAAAACCGGUAAUUAUCACACACACACACACACACACACACACACA